Messenger RNA from Grammomys surdaster, 2460 nucleotides. RefSeq names its product CKLF like MARVEL transmembrane domain containing 4 (gene Cmtm4). NCBI's taxonomy places the organism in Eukaryota, Metazoa, Chordata, Mammalia, Rodentia, Muridae. Gene Ontology annotation, cellular component: membrane. The transcript has 4 exons. The record is from RefSeq and is a predicted model, not a curated record. Bases 120 to 746 code for a protein of 208 amino acids.
GCAGCGGGCGGCGGGCGCAGAGGCGGCGGCGGCAGGGUGGUCUGGCGACGGCGAUGCGGCAGCCGCGCUGAGCCUGACCGCUCCAGGCGCCGGGGGAACCGGCCGCGCGGAGCGGCAGCAUGCGGGGCGGCGAGGAGCUAGACGGCUUCGAGGGCGAGGCCUCGAGCACCUCCAUGAUCUCGGGCGCCAGCAGCCCGUACCAACCCACCACCGAGCCGGUGAGCCAGCGCCGCGGGCUGGCCGGCCUGCGCUGCGACCCUGACUACCUGCGCGGCGCGCUCGGCCGCCUCAAGGUCGCCCAAGUGAUUUUGGCACUGAUGGCAUUUAUCUGCAUCGAGACGAUCAUGGAGUGCUCCCCAUGCGAAGGCCUCUACUUUUUUGAGUUCGUGAGCUGCAGUGCAUUUGUGGUGACUGGGGUCUUGCUGAUUCUCUUCAGCCUCAACCUUCAUAUGAGGAUCCCCCAGAUCAACUGGAAUCUAACAGAUUUGGUCAACACUGGACUCAGCACUUUCUUUUUCUUUAUUGCCUCAAUUGUAUUGGCUGCUUUAAACCAUAAAACCGGAGCGGAGAUUGCUGCCGUGAUAUUUGGCUUCCUGGCGACAGCAGCCUAUGCAGUGAGCACGUUCCUGGCGGUGCAGAAAUGGAGAGUCAGCGUCCGCCAGCAGAGCGCUAAUGACUACAUCCGAGCUCGCACCGAGUCGAGAGAUGUGGACAGCCGCCCUGAGAUCCAGCGCCUGGACACAUGAGAGCGUCUGGAGUCCUCCCGCUGCCCUUGUGCCCGUCCUUCUAAUCAAGUUCUCUUUCUCUUAGCACGUCAGAUUUUUGUGUGAACCAGCUGAAUUUUGUCCUGUUUGGUAAAAGUUCCCUUUGGGGAAGGUUGCCUAGAGUGACCCAGUGACUGAUCUGUGGUGGGCUGAAGAGGCCCAGGUCCUCCGGCAUUGGGUGCCCGUGGGAGCAGCCGACUUUAUUGACUGCUCUAGGUCUUAACAACUGUCCAUCUCAGUACGCACGGUCUCACCUGACUCUGAGCCACCCUGUCAUGUGUAUUCGUGUUGAGUCAAAACCUUAUUAAAUGGCAUUGAGAAGGGAAGUAUAUGUCAGAAGACAGAAGCACAGGGAUGGGACAGCCAGUGAGGUACGUGAACAGUGAGCUGGGGUCCGUGCUGAGUCUGUUAGAUCCACCCUUCUUGUGCUCUGUUCACAGAGCAUCCAGGCAGCCAGCAUGGCCUGAGUGGGACUCUGAGGGGGUUGACGAAUGGAUGUGCUCCUGUAACUUCCUUGCCAGGCUUGUGUGUUACAGGGAUAGGAAAAGCUAGUGUCCUAUGGGGACAGCUCCAUGGGACUGACUCCCAGAACAGUGACCAUUUGUCUCCUGCCCUGCUGAGAAAUCACUUGAUUCUUCCUCCCGUUAAUCACCUUCCUGUGGUCCAUACUCACUUUCCAGGCUAGGGGACCAUCACGUUUGCCAGGGUCCUGCCUACCUUACACAUCUUGAGGCUGAAUUGCAGUUUCUGCACUUUUUCCUUCCCGGGUAAAAGCUGCAGAAGAAGCAGUCCUCCCAUUAGCCCAGGCACUUUGUCCACUUGCUGGCCUCAUGGAUCACAUGUGUGCACGUGUGUGUUACAGAGUGGCACACUCAAACUCAUACUUCUAUUAUAUGGACACGUCUGAUUUUCUGAAUAUCCAAGACAAGCUCUAAAGUGAUUCUCUGUCAGUUUUUCUAGGAUUUGAAAAUACUUGAAUCUGCACCAGGACACAUCCUUCCACGGAUGUUCCACGAGGCACUGCUGUCAUUCUGGGCACCUGAGUGUCUUCACUAUGAUCAAAGUCCUGGAACAUGUUAGGAAUCCUAGUUACAUACGGCUUUUGGAUUGGUUCUUGAUAAACUGAAAAUUAUUUUUGUGGUGAAUGAGUUAAACAGCCCCCUAUGAUGCUGUAAUUUUGUUGAUAGAGACUAAUUAUAUCUUUUUUGGAAAAUUGUUUUACCAUGUAAGGUUCUCACUCUGAACUGUUGAUGUUUACAGAUCUUGUAGCUCUAAGAUUUUGUGGAUAGCCUCACCAAGGAAAAGAUGUGGCUGGCAGGAGGAUAGCGUGGUGGGAGAGAGCCCCCACUAUCUCCUAAGGACUGUUCACAGCCUUUGGUUAUGGUGUCCUUUGUAGUUCAUAACCCAGAAGUGGGUGCCAAGGCUGCGGAGAAGUCUGAGGAGGCGCUCCCUGUGCACCAUGGCUCUGCAUCAUUCAGGGAAGAGCAGUGUUGUAAGGUUGAAUAGCAAAGGGCGGCUAUUGUCAAACACUAUAGCAGGGCUCAGGAGUCCACAGGAAAUAGGGUCAGCCUGUAUCUGACUGGGGGCAGGGUGAGGGAGUACUAGGGACUGGCUCCCUAAACCCAAUAUCCAGUGUAAUCCAGUUCUGCUGCAGUUCCAUAUUGGCAGUCGUCCAGGUCCCAUGUUCAGAGGAUGA